AUGACCGAAUUAUUUUCUCCUGAAAUUCUCUCAGAAAUAUUCAAAUUUCUUUAUGUGUCAGAUCAUCAAAAAAGUAAUCUUUUUAAUUGUGUUAUAGUCAAUAGAUUUUGGUGUAGAACAGCAAUUCCAGUUCUUUGGUCGGAUCCAUUUAGAUUUUUUGAUUACGAAAUACCAGAUGGAUUAAUUACCAUUUAUAUCGCUUGCCUAACUAAGAGAGAGAGGCGUAGUCUUAAAAGGAAAGGAAUUGAAGUUCCGAUGAAGGUCAAAUCACCAUCAUUUGAUUAUAUUACUUUUCUCAAGAAUUUAAAUUAUUAUGGUCUUAUCUCAUCAUUAUUUCAUUUCGGAUGUAAUGGGAUCUAUAAGAAAAACGACUCAUUUGAUAUUAUGUUGCCAGCUUUACUUGAGAUACUUGCAAAUAGAGAUCUUAUUUUACAAUCGUUGGAACUUGAGAAUCAUGAUCGACGCGGUGAUUGGGAUAAUGAAUACAUGCAUCUCGUAAAUCCAAAUGUUCGUUCUUUGGUAGAGCCAGUAAAAAAAUUAUAUCUAGAUUGUAAAGUAUUAAAUGCAAAAUUCUUACCAUUACUUAAUGGAGAAUGUCAAAGCGUUCGACAUUUGCAUAUAAAUUUGCAUUUUCAAAAUUCUAAAAAAGAGAACAUAAUUUGUGAGAGAGAUGUAACAUAUUAUGCCGAUUUGAUUGAACGACAAGAAUCAUUAGAAGUCUUAAUGAUUACAAAUUUUGUUAGAUGUUUUAAAAAAAUCUUUCCAUCUUUUAAAAAACAAGCAAAAUCGUUACGGGUAAUAGAAUUUAUUAAUUCUGAUUUCAAGGAAUGUGAAUCUCUAGAGGAAAUAGCCAACUGUGAGAAUUUACAAUGUUUGAUUUUUAGGAAAUGUGAUAAUUUGACAGAUGAAAUAUUCAGGCCUUUAUUUAAUGCCAAUUUACCAAAACUUCAACAAGUUUCUUUGGAACAUUCUAAAAGAGACAAAGAAAUUGAAAUAUGGUUACAAAGUUUUAUGCAAGAAAGAAAUUAG
Molecule: messenger RNA, 1029 nt
Organism: Funneliformis geosporum
Lineage: Eukaryota; Fungi; Glomeromycota; Glomeromycetes; Glomerales; Glomeraceae
Source: the annotation of a GenBank genome assembly